GGCUGCGCAGGUGCGGCGUGAGCGCGUGACCGAGGCGCGUUCCUGGUGAUGAGCAGCUGACCUGUUUCCUGCGGUCGCCUCCCUGUCGUUCUCUGCAGGUGUGCGCAGUUUUAACAUGACCGCAGAGUUUCUGCGCGACAUCUGCGUCUCCACGUGGCGCGCGCCUCCUUCCAGCCGCUGAUCGGAACCGGAUCCAUCCGAACAUGGCCGUGCUCUGUCCAGGACGCGCUUCGKUUCGGUUCGGCUCGGUCCUCCUGAUUCUCCUGAUCCUCAGCGGUUCUUCCUGGACCAGAGAUGUCCCCACAGGACGCAACGACACCAGGCCAGAACCGAACCGGGAGCGUGACGGCCACGACCAGGAUCAUGGAACCAACGCCACGAAACACAGGAAGGCUUUCCCCGUCCUCGAGUUGAACUACGAUUAUGUCCGGAUGCCGUUUGAGAUUUCCCUGUGGAUCCUGCUGGCGCUGCUCAUGAAGCUGGGUUUCCACAUCAUUCCCAGAAUUUCCCACGUCGUUCCAGAGAGCUGCCUGCUGAUCUUCGUCGGUCUGCUCGUUGGCGGCGUUAUCAAAGCGAUCCAAGAGAAGGCGCCGGUCAUGGACACCAAGCUCUUCUUCCUCUACCUGCUGCCGCCCAUCAUCCUCGACGCCGGCUACUUCCUGCCCAUCCGGGCCUUCACCGAGAACAUGGGCACCAUCCUGGUCUUCGCGGUGGUGGGGACGCUGUGGAACGCCUUCUUCAUCGGCGGGAUGAUGUUCGCCGUGUGCCAGAUUGAGGCCGCCGCAGCCGCCCAUGUUAGCCUGCUGUCCUGCCUGCUGUUCGGCUCCAUCAUCUCGGCCGUGGACCCGGUGGCGGUUCUGGCCGUGUUCGAGGAAAUCCACAUCAACGAGCUGCUGUACAUCCUGGUGUUUGGAGAGUCGCUGCUUAACGAUGCGGUCACGGUGGUUCUGUAUCACCUGUUUGAGGAGUUUUCCCACGCAGACACCGUUACCGUUGGCGACGCCUUCCUCGGCGUGGUCUCGUUCUUCGUGGUUUCGCUCGGCGGCAUCCUGGCGGGUGUCAUCUACGGAGUCCUGGGUGCCUUCACGUCCCGCUUCACCUCGCACUCCCGCGUCAUCGAGCCGCUGUUCGUCUUCCUCUACAGCUACAUGGCGUACCUCUCUGCAGAGGUCUUCCAUCUGUCCGGGAUCAUGUCUUUGAUUGCCUGUGGCGUCGUCAUGCGGCCGUAUGUGGAGGCCAACAUCUCCCACAAGUCCUACACCACCAUCAAGUACUUCCUGAAGAUGUGGAGCAGCGUGAGCGAGACGCUAAUCUUCAUCUUCCUCGGGGUUUCCACAGUGGAAGGCCCUCACAACUGGAACUGGAUCUUUGUGGUCUUCACCCUCCUCUUCUGCCUCCUUUCGAGAGUGUUGGGAGUCGUUGGCCUCACCUUCAUUAUAAAUAAAUUUCGUAUUGUGAAGCUGACCAAAAAGGACCAGUUCAUCGUGGCCUACGGUGGCCUGCGAGGUGCAAUUGCCUUCUCUCUGGGAUACCUUAUACACCAGGAUGAGGGCAGCAAAGACACGAGGGGCAUGUUCCUCACCGCCAUCAUCACAGUCAUCUUCUUCACCGUCUUUGUGCAGGGGAUGACCAUCAGGCCUCUGGUGGAGCUGCUGGCAGUGAAGAAGAAGAAGGAGAGCAAACCGUCAAUAAACGAGGAGAUUCACACUCAGUUCCUGGACCACCUGCUGACAGGAAUCGAAGACAUCUGUGGACAUUAUGGACAUCAUCACUGGAAGGACAAGAUGAAUCGCUUCAACAAGAAGUACGUGAAGAAGUGGCUGAUCGCAGGCGAGCGCUCCAGCGAGCCGCAGCUCAUCUCCUUCUACAACAAAAUGGAGAUGAAGCAGGCCAUGAUGCUGGUGGAGAGCGGGAGCGCCGCCAAGCUGCCCUCCAUCAUGGCCGCCGCCGCCGCCGCCCAAAACGCGGAGCAGCAGAAAGAACCGACACCAGAGCGAAUGAUCCCCAAGAUCUCAAAGACCCGCGAAGCCGAGAUCCGCCGGAUCCUUCGGGCCAACCUGCAGAACACGCGGCAGAGGCUGCGCUCCUACAGCAGACACGACUUCUUCAUGGACCCGUUUGAGGACAACAUGAGCGAGGUCCGCUUCCGGCGGCAGCGGGUCGAGAUGGAGCGGCGGAUGAGCCACUACCUCACCGUCCCGGCGAAGCGCCAGGAAACRCCGUCGGUCCGGAAGGUUUGGUUCGAACCAGAGCACAAAGUCUACACCUACAAUGAGAACGAGAACGCCCGGCCGUCCGACAGCGCCGCCCUGCUGGACGAGUCGAAUCGGCACGCAGACGGCCAAUCAGAGAGGCAGAAACCGACUCGCUGCCUCAGCGAUCCUGGUCCCAAUGAGGAUGAGGAAGGAAGCAGCUUCCGCCCGUCAUGAUGAAGGUUUCCUCUCUGGACUGGUUGUUUUUGAUGUGUGAUAUGAGGUGACGCAUUUCAGUGUUUUCAGCACCAAACGGACUCUUCAGGGUAUUACGAAGCACAGAGGAAAGAUUAUCAAUGAAGUAAGUUGAUCGAUCAGUCAGUUCAUUUUAUAAAGACGAUUAAUAAAAGAGCAAAAAGGAAACACCUGGAGGGAAAAACGGAAAGAAGGGAGGGAUGGAGGAAUUUACUGCAUAUAAUCCAUAAAUAUCCAGCCUUAGAAGAAAUCCCUGACCUGGAUGCAGUUUGGUCAACUCGCAGAUCAGAGGUGGGAAGCGAAGGACUCAAAAUGCAGAGAUGAAGCAUCUGGGAUGGCCACAGGGGGGCGCUUCAAUCACUCCGGAUCAGAUAGCCGGUCCUGGUUUGUCCUGGAGACGUCCUGACUCUAAACACCUGCUGCUCCAACCGACUGUCGGACGCUUCAGUGACUCCAGACACUGUUUGUAAAGUUACACUGUCAAAAAUUAACAGCAAUAGUUUGGAUUAUUUAGCCUGUCAUGAAAAAAAUGUGGAUUAAUUUUUCAAAGUCAUAUUUUCACCAUGUUAUUAAUUUAUAAAUGUCAACGUUUCAAACUGGAUAUUUAAUUAGCGAGCUAAGGGUUAGUUAGUAAAUAUUUAGUUUGGAACCAAAUAUUUAGCUGCAAGCUAACUAUUUAGCUCCCAACUAAAUAUUUAACUUGCUAACUUGUUUGAAUCUGAUAUUUGUGAAUUAAUGAAUGACAUGGUGAAAAUAAGUCUUUGAAAAGUGAACCCCCAUUUUUUCUGAUACGGUUGAAUAGCUCAAAAUAUCGCUGUUCAUUUUUGACAGUGUAACUUUCCAAACUGCACCGCACGUGUCACUGCCUGACGGUGAGAUUACAUCACUUCCGCCCCCUGGUGGCUGGAUGUGGACCAAACUAUGUCCCGCUCCUCCUGAGUAGCAGACCGUUUAUUUCACUGUAAAUCAGUUACUUUUGUGUAUCUGUCUAUCAUUUCUGCUGAUUUUGUGUAUAAAAGCAGCAUAAGUUAAGUUGACCACAUCAGCGCAGACACCAAAGGCUGCUGUGCCGAUUCUUUAGUGAUCAUGUUUGACUAAUUAUGYGUUUUACAGCAAGCUUGUGCCUUAUUCAGUUGCAUUUCAUUUAUCUUAAUAUCAAGUGAACAAAAACCUCAACAUAUUUUUCCAUGUAAUUAAAAGAUAAAUAUUGUAAAGGUGACCGUUAAUCACCUCCUGACUCAUCGUGUUGCCUCAGGGACUCAAACUUGUCGGAUCCCGACUGCUGAAGGAAACUCCGGUUUGGAGAUUCAAACAGGAUGUGAUGUUUCAUCAACUUCCUCCUCACUGAGCUUUAAAGCGUUUAAUGCCUGCCUGCAUCUCUUGUGUGUUACAAGCUUUUAUAUUUUGUGUUUCAGACAUUUAUCACAUGAAGAAAAACUAUAAUAAAAUAAAUUCACCGUUAA
Poecilia reticulata (guppy) is the source of this 3910-nucleotide messenger RNA. It is a transcript of the gene slc9a1b, whose product is annotated as solute carrier family 9 member A1b. Gene Ontology annotation, biological process: sodium ion import across plasma membrane; proton transmembrane transport; regulation of intracellular pH. Gene Ontology annotation, cellular component: plasma membrane. The record is from RefSeq and is a predicted model, not a curated record. NCBI's taxonomy places the organism in Eukaryota, Metazoa, Chordata, Actinopteri, Cyprinodontiformes, Poeciliidae. Gene Ontology annotation, molecular function: potassium:proton antiporter activity; sodium:proton antiporter activity.